Laetiporus sulphureus 93-53 is the source of this 1908-nucleotide messenger RNA. RefSeq lists its product as uncharacterized. Lineage: Eukaryota; Fungi; Basidiomycota; Agaricomycetes; Polyporales; Laetiporaceae. Gene Ontology annotation, biological process: cell surface receptor signaling pathway; adenylate cyclase-activating G protein-coupled receptor signaling pathway. Gene Ontology annotation, cellular component: plasma membrane. The record is from RefSeq and is a predicted model, not a curated record. The coding region runs from base 1 to 1908 and encodes 635 amino acids. Gene Ontology annotation, molecular function: G protein-coupled receptor activity. The transcript is spliced from 14 exons.
AUGUCCGGCAUUGCAAUAGUUCAAGCAAUCCCUGGCGGGAACGAUUAUUUAUUGGAGGACGUUGAUUACACAUCGGGGGACACUCGAGGAGUAGUUGUCUCAGUUGUCGUUUCCUGGUUCUCUGGUGCGGCAGUGGUCGGAUUGCUCGUUGCUCUUGCUAUUUCAGCAUGGAACACUCGGAAGUCGGUAAAUCCUCAUUUGUUUGUACGAAGCCACGUCGCUGCGUACUUCGUAUCGCUUCUGUUGUGUGACCUCCUGCAAGCUUUCGGGUCCAUCCUCAAUAUGAGAUGGGUAGCCAAUGGGGAAAUCAUCGCUGGCCAUUAUUGCACCUUUCAGGGCUUCAUCAAGCAGAGUGCGGAUGUAUCCACGGCAAUUUGGUCUUUCCUCAUUGCUUUACAUACAUUCCUAGUAGUCUUCCUGCGAUGGAACAUGCCGAGGCGUAGUCUCUAUGCGAUGUUUUUUGGCGGCUGGGGAUUCGUCCUUUUGAUCAUCAUCAUUGGACCCGCUAGCUACAGGAAGGAGUGGGGCCCCUUCUAUGGAAUUGCUGGCUAUUGGUGUUGGAUCUCGAGCAACUAUGAUACGGACCGUCUCGUAUUGGACUACUUGUGGCUGUUUGUAUCUGCAGCCCUGACGUUUAUCCUGUAUAUUCUGGUCUAUCUCAAUCUACGCGGAAAUGUCACGACUAGCGGCAUAGUACUCCACCGCGAUUCGAUGGUGGUCAGAACUGUUCAUACGCAGGUUGUUGCUCUGGCGAAGCAAAUGCUCAUAUAUCCGGUUGCAUACACCAUCCUUAUCCUUCCGAUCACCAUUUGUCGAUUCGUGGAAUGGUCGGGUUACGGCGUAUCCGAGUCUGUCAGCGCUUUUGCUGACUCGGUGUUCCUCAUGCAAGGGCUGGUCGACGUUAUCCUGUUCUUGGUAACGCGACGUGUUCUCCCCGAUCACAGCGUGUUGCCAAGGUCCGUCAGCAUCAAGUUCUGGUGCAGAAAAACUGGGUCCUCCGCAGUGGUGACCAACGCUUCCAGGGGUUUCGUAAUCGACCCCGAUCUUGAGAAAGGAAAUGCAGACAAUUCAGAGGAAGAGAAGCGCGAUGGUAUCUUCAAGAGAGCUGAUAGCCCCGAUGCAAACUCGGAACUCUCGCAUGACCAUUCAGUCACGAUCAGGGUGCAGUCAAUGGUGGUGGAUCGCAUCUACAUGCAACCUGGUGUAUAUGAACAUCCUCGCACACCUCCCCGGAUGACGCCUCAGACUGCCGGCCAAAUGGAGGAUGUCUCGCUGGACAGUGCCAAAGCCGUUAGAGCAAGCAAUAGAGACAGCGAUUACUACGCCAAAGAUCUCCCCCCGCUUCCUAACUCCGCGUAUACUCCUCGAGGCACCGUUAGGAGCUACUAUGCCGAGAAUCCGGCUCCCACGCACAGUCCCCGCCCCAACAUGGAAUGUGGCGAAAUGUCCCGGGCCAGUAGUCCAACGCUCAGCCCACAAGCAGACCGGUAUGUCCAGGACACGAGUCAUGCUGGCAGCCCGCUGCGCAGUGCCAGAAGUCCGCGAAACUAUGGGACUGUCUCACCAGCACCCGCGUACACUCCUAGGCGGACCAUGACCGAGGAUGCUCGCCCAGACAAUUACUACGCGGAGCACUCGCCGAGUCACACUCCUCCGCACACGGCGCAUUCAGAUGGCAGUGAGAGGUACAGUGCUACUGAGAGCAGCCACUACACCAGUGAUGAGGAGGACCAUCAUGAUCCUGUGCACAGCCCAAUGUUCAUUCCCCGCACUGCACCCCGCCCUCUGUACCUCGGCACGCCCCGCAGCGCGACCUUCCCCACCACGAGGCCACCUCAAGGCAGUGCACGUACUGCUAACUUCCCAUUGAGCGCCAGAUUGCCCCCAUCCGGUGGUAACUGGUUCUGA